UUGCAUCAAGCAGUGAUGGAAGUUUUGGUAUGUGGAAAUACAGAGAUUGUCCCUCAGGACCUACGAAUUACAAUAAGCAAGCUUGCCAUGGUGCAUAAACCAUCCAAAAAGACUGGAUAUGAGCAAGAGUUUAAGCGCUUGGAGCUUGUAACAGACGCCGAGGCUUCUCAAGAGGAAGCAAAGCAAGUAUUUAUGCCGGCAAACGUUGUUAAGAAUAGGUUCCCAAACGUUGUUCCACUGGAUAGCGCUCGAGUGCUCUUACAAGCUUCUUCACAAGACAAGAGUUACAUCAAUGCCUCAUUCGUUGACAACUACCCACAAUACUGGCCAAGCAAGGAAUCCGCCAAGUAUGGGGAAGUCACCGUCCAGCUUUUAUCUCAAGAGACUUCUAACAAUAUCGCUAUCCGACGAUUCAGCGUAAAGAAUGCAGCGGUACGGUUCGCUUGUUCUAGAAUUUUUAGAUCCCCUUUUAUCUGAUUACUUUCAGGGCUCGACACUAACUUUUCAACCUACUAGCCAAGUGGCUGGUGACAUCUUAGAUGUUACGAUAAUGUCAUUUCGUUUACCAGCCAAAUUUGCUAGUGGAAAUCGAAAUCGACGAGC
Molecule: messenger RNA, 603 nt
Organism: Stylophora pistillata
Lineage: Eukaryota; Metazoa; Cnidaria; Anthozoa; Scleractinia; Pocilloporidae
Product: receptor-type tyrosine-protein phosphatase alpha-like
Source: RefSeq, a predicted model, not a curated record